This is a messenger RNA of Juglans regia (Persian walnut), 451 nucleotides long. RefSeq lists its product as uncharacterized. The coding region runs from base 21 to 305 and encodes 94 amino acids. The transcript has 3 exons. The record is from RefSeq and is a predicted model, not a curated record. NCBI's taxonomy places the organism in Eukaryota, Viridiplantae, Streptophyta, Magnoliopsida, Fagales, Juglandaceae.
CUUUCACUCCUCAGACAACAAUGGUUUUUCAGGCUUUUUUGGCAAAACAACCUCUAAAACCACUAGUUCUCCUCAACUUCGUGGACAAGGUCGUCCCCACAAUAAUUCCUUCUCCUCUAAAGAUUUGUGGCAAACGGGACCAUGAUACUCUCAAGUGUUGGCACAGGUUCAACCACAACUACCAACCAGAUGAUGUUCCUAAAGGUCUUACUGCUUUCACAGUUGAAACCGAUGCCACAGACACUGAAUGGACUACUGGUACAGGAGCUUCAGCCCACAUGACCUCCAUUCCAGGGGCAUAUUGACAAUACAAGUUCAAAAGAACCAAAUGAGGGCAAUUAAGGCAUUAAAAAAAUCAUCAACGAUCGAGAAGAAAAAGGAUCUCCCCUACAAAGUCAAGCUGCUGCAAAUCCUCCAAUAAAUACUCAGCAAAUCUUCCCAACAUAGCAAC